AUGAAGCAGUUCUGUGUGUUGUUCGCCGUCCUGGCCGUGGCCGUUGCCGCCCCACCACCCACCGAAACCGAUGGAUUACUAUCCUCCGCCCUGAAGUUCGUGCGGGACUGUGGCGAUAGGUCGAUUGUGCUGUGCGCUAAGGAGCGUGCACUACGCCUAGCUGACGUCGCCGAGGGCGAUUACGAGAUCACCGACGGUAUCAAGUUCGUCCAGACCGAAAAGAACGUCCAGAAGGGCCGCUCCCUCAACGACAUCUCCCUGCCCACCGAACCGGAAGCCCGCGAAUCCGAGAUCGAUGGACUGCUCGUCGAACGUGCCGCCCGUUUCCUUGGCACCCACACCCUCCAGUUCCAGGUACCGAAGGAAUCGAUCGAGGACAUGCAGCGCUCGCUGGAUGAAGCUCGUGGCAAGAAGAAGAAGGUCAAGAAGCUGCUCCUCCCUCUGCUCCUCCUCCUCAAGUUGAAGGCCGCCGCUCUGCUCCCGCUCGCCCUCGGUGCCCUGGCCCUGAUCGCCUUCAAGGCUCUGAUCGUCGGCAAGAUCGCGCUCAUCCUGUCCGCCAUCAUCGCCCUCAAGAAGCUGUUCGACAAGAAGGGCGAGCAGAGCUACGAGGUCGUUGCACACCCGCACUACUCGCACUCGAGCUCGUACGACGAUCAUCACGGAUACGCCCGCUCCCUGGACGCCGCCCAGAACCUGGCCUACGGCGCUCACGCUCAGUAA
Messenger RNA from Anopheles moucheti, 720 nucleotides. RefSeq lists its product as uncharacterized. The record is from RefSeq and is a predicted model, not a curated record. The transcript has 3 exons. Lineage: Eukaryota; Metazoa; Arthropoda; Insecta; Diptera; Culicidae. Bases 1 to 720 code for a protein of 239 amino acids.